UUUGCUGCAGUAACACUCCAAGGUGAACACUCCCUCAGCCAUGGUUUUCUGUGGUCGUGUUAACCCAACAACAGGGGCGCUGGACUGGGUGGAAGAAGAUGAGGACUACGAUUAUCACCAAGAGAUUGCCAGAUCAUCGUAUGCUGAUAUGUUACAUGACAAGGACCGUAAUGAGAAGUAUUAUCAAGGAAUCCGUGCAGCUGUGAAGAGGGUAAAAGAAAGAGGGGAGGAAGCCAUUGUUUUAGAUAUUGGGACUGGAACUGGACUUCUGUCAAUGAUGGCAGUCACAGCUGGAGCAGACUAUUGUUAUGCUAUCGAGGUGUUUACUCCUAUGGCAGAGGCAGCCAUCCAAAUAGUAAAAGCUAAUGGCUUUGGUGACAAGAUCAAAGUUAUCAACAAGCAUUCAAAGGAAGUGACAUUGGGACCAGAUGGAGACAUGAUGCAGCGUGCCAACAUCCUCAUCACAGAACUGUUCGAUACAGAGCUUAUAGGAGAAGGGGCCCUGCCUAGUUAUGAGCAUGCUCAGCAAAACCUCAUGCAGGAGCGGUGGGAAGCAGUACCUCAUCGGGCUACAGUAUAUGCCCAAGUGGUGGAAUCUCACAGGCUUUGGAGCAUGAAUAAGCUACUCCCCAUAAACUUGGACCAUGGGCUCAUCAAACCUCCACUCGAACUUCAGACCUGUCCUGGAGCUCCAUCAGUGUGUGACGUCCAGCUUAGCCAGCUGAGCACAGAUGACUUCAAUACACUCAGUGAUAUCAUGGUCAUCUUCAGAGUGGAUUUCAGCCAGCAGGUCAGCAGCACUACAGUCUCUCAUCCUGUAAACUUUACAUCUAAUGCCAAUGGAGAAGCGCAGGUGGUUCUGUCAUGGUGGGACAUAGAUAUGGACCCUGAAGGAACAAUCAAUUGUACCAUGAAGCCAGGCUGGCUGUAUUCCGAUGACCAUUCUGUCCCUUGGCGGGAUCACUGGAUGCAGUGUGUGUAUUUCUUACCUGAGGAGAGGAAGGUGACGCUGGGGGAGGAGCUGUGUCUCACUGCUCAUCAAGAUGACUAUUGUGUGUGGUAUACGCUUAUGAAGCCUGGUGCGGAGGAUAGCAGCCCAGUAUCGGAUGAACGUCCUAUUUGUCACUGCGGAGCCCAUAUUAUUUGGAACCGUACGCGGUUUGGGGAAUUGAAUGACCAGGGCAGAUUGAAGAAGUACAAAGAAGCCAUGAGGAAGGUCCUAAAACCAAGCUCUGUAUGCAUGUGUAUAAGUGAUGGGAGUUUGCUUCCCUUGCUGGCUCAUACUAUGGGAGCAGCUCAGGUCUUCACAGUAGAGUCAUCUUCCAUGUCCCAGCAAGUCAUGCAGAAGCUUUUGCAAACCAAUCACCUCAAAGGGGCCAUUCCAGUCCUACAGAAAUCACCAGAAAAAAUUACUCUUCCGUGGCACAAUCUGUACUUCUGGUACUCCCGCAGUGCUCUGUCAGACAACCUUGUUGAGGGCUGCACUGUAUUUCCCAUGUCUGCUACUCUUUAUGUCCUGGCUGUGGAAUUUAAGGAUCUUUGGAGGAUCCGGAGUCCGUGUGGAAUCUGUGAAGGGUUUGAUGUCUCCAUUAUGGAUGCAAUGAUCAAGAAAUCCCUUGAUUUCCGAGAAUCCCAGGAGGCCGAGCCCCAUGCUCUAUGGGAAUAUCCCUGCAGAGCACUUUCUCAGCCAGUAAAGGUCAUGACAUUUGACUUCCGAAAGACGAUCCCAGUUAAUGAUGUGAAGUCCGAGGGCUCUGUGAGCCUAGUGAGGUCAGGAAGGUGUCAUGGGGUUGUACUCUGGAUGGAAUAUCAGCUCACAGAAGACAUUUCGGUCAGUACUGGCCUGUUGGAAGUGUCUAAUGAGAAGGGUUACUGCCAGUGGUAUCCACACAGCAAGCAAGGAGUCUUCUUCCUAAAUUCUGUCCUGGAGCUGGGGCCAUCCUCUACGCAGACCUAUAGCUCUGUCACCUAUCAGCUGACUUUCAGUCCCAAACUGGGGGACAUUGAAAUGAAUUUUCUCCCUAACCCUUAACACUUA
Messenger RNA from Nanorana parkeri, 2038 nucleotides. RefSeq names its product protein arginine methyltransferase 7 (gene PRMT7). Gene Ontology annotation, biological process: peptidyl-arginine methylation. The coding region runs from base 41 to 2032 and encodes 663 amino acids. Gene Ontology annotation, molecular function: protein-arginine N-methyltransferase activity. The record is from RefSeq and is a predicted model, not a curated record. The transcript is spliced from 17 exons. NCBI's taxonomy places the organism in Eukaryota, Metazoa, Chordata, Amphibia, Anura, Dicroglossidae.